AUGGCGUCGGUGCGCCUGCCGCGGAUGUGCUGCCCUGUCAGGGAUGUUGGCACAGACCUGGUGUUCGGGUUUAGCCCCGGUGUUUACCAUGCAGUGUGCGCCUGCAGUGCUGUUCUGGGCUUGUGGGGCACGGGGCUCUGCUAUUACCACAGCUACAGCAGGAAGAAGAGACAGGCUGUGAGGAUGGGGGGAAAUGUCAGUCUGUCCAGCUUCCUGGUGACUGCAGGUAUUCUCUUAAACUCUGUGCUGUGGCUGUCCAUACCAGAUUUCUUGUCUGACCAGACAGCCUUAGGAGCUCACAUUCUAUGCGUUGGAAUUGCAACCUGGAUUCAUUACUUCUGUUCUGCGCUGUUUUGGGCAUUCUUCUGUUUUUCCCUGGAGGUAGUUCAGCUGCUCACUCCAACCCCUUCUAAAAGGCUAUCUGGACUGUAUACAUCCUUGUGCUGGGGGGUCUCCAGCCUUGUAGGCCUCCAUGGAUUGCUCAUGCUUGUGAUUCCUAGCACGCCUGAUGACAGGUGUGAAACUUCCGAAGGCCUGGUGCUGUUCCAUGAUGCUCUGGUGUAUAUCCCUCUCAUUCUUGCCCUGUUUGGAAGUCCGGUGCUACUAAGAAAAGCCAUGUCUACAGUGCCAAUGGUUCUCCGGAUGCAGUGUGGGGUUUAUACAUCUACUGAGAGGUUCAGAAAACAUAGUUUGCGUAAAAGGCUCCUACAGAUCAAUGGAGCCUUUAUAGCCUGCUGGCUCGUGAAUGUUUUGUGCGACUUUCUGUUGUUUCUUUUGGAGGUGUUGGGAGGCUCGGAACCUCCUCGGAAGUUACAGGUGGCAGCGCAGACUGCCUGGUUCAUUACGGGGAUUUUGAACCCCAUGUUUUGUGCCCUGCAUUCCCUUGCAUACUUUGGUUGGAGGUGCAACCGUGGUGUCUGCCAGAGCAGUCUGUUAACAGAAAGCCAUCCUGGUGUAGAAGGGGAGAGUAAUAGUGCGCUGGAGGAGGAACAUCAGCUGCUGGGGAUGAAGCCUCCACAGAUCACAGGAAAGCUGUCUUUUCCGAACAUCCUUCAAUUUAUGGACUCUUGGUCCUCUGUGGAAUUCAGCUGUUCUGCCCUGGAAAUAAAUGCAGUCCGACUCCUGGGGGCACGUGACUCGGGUUCUUCCACAUACGUAGGUUCCUCGCUUCAACCACAGCACUCUGUAUAAACAAAACAAUAAAAAAAGAAAUGGUUUAAAAUCCCAUUAAAAUUGCAGUAAGAUCA
This is a messenger RNA of Spea bombifrons (plains spadefoot toad), 1247 nucleotides long. Its product is annotated as G-protein coupled receptor 143-like. Gene Ontology annotation, molecular function: L-DOPA binding; L-tyrosine binding; L-DOPA receptor activity. NCBI's taxonomy places the organism in Eukaryota, Metazoa, Chordata, Amphibia, Anura, Pelobatidae. Gene Ontology annotation, cellular component: melanosome membrane; plasma membrane. Gene Ontology annotation, biological process: G protein-coupled receptor signaling pathway; regulation of calcium-mediated signaling; melanosome organization. The record is from RefSeq and is a predicted model, not a curated record. The coding region runs from base 1 to 1191 and encodes 396 amino acids. The transcript has 9 exons.